AAUCCACCAAGUCCCGCCAAACCCACGCGGUCACGCGACAUUUCGUUCAGACCCCGAACAAUCCGCACCGCAACGGUUCUGUCCUCCAGUCUCACACACACACGCACACGCACACGCACACACACACCUGGGAGGGAGGGAGGGAAUGUUCGCCCUCUGAGCUACAUCCAACCAGGAGAUCCUCCCGAGUCGGAACCUCCGGACCGGGACCAGCUGGAACAGGUUGGAUCCGGGAUCCGCUUUUACUCCUGAAACUGUUUUGGAGGUUUUUUUCUGGCCCAGGGGAUCCUGCCGGGGGGUGGAAGUUCUGCUGCUGCAGACGGAUCCAGUCAGGUCCGUCCCGGCCGAGGCAAGGCUCUCAGGGUCCCAGAUUCUCCUCCUCCUCUUCACCCUCAUCCCUUUCAGCUCCAAGGGCUUUACUUGUCUCCAUGGAAACGCUGGCCUCCAUGUGGACUUGUGACCCCAGUGGCCUCUGUGACCUUGAAGAGAAGGGAAACACGUCGUUGCCCUUGUGGGACUCUCCAUGUGUUUUUAACAGCUCGCCUCCUGCUGGUCAGACAUGGACUCCACAGCUCUCGCCUCACCUGCAGAGACACAAACAGCUGCAGGACACGUUGCUGCAGAGGGAGGAGGAGCUCGCCCGGCUGCAGGAGGAGAACAUCAAGCUCAGAGAGUUCCUCAGCUCCUCGUUUGUGAGAAGCCUGCAGCAGAAAGCUAAGAACCUGCCUGCAGAUGGAAGGAAGAACCUGAAGAGAAACCUCACAGAACCUUCUCCGCUCUCCAAACAAAUCAGCAAGAGAGUUUGUAGAAAUCUCACCGCAGAGUUCUGCUCGGAGUCCUCUGAGACAUCUGUCCCCUCGGAACCAAACCUGGAUCUCUGGGUCCUACAAACCCUCGGACUAAAGGACAGAGACACCAUCGAUACGUCCGCUGGAUCGUCACCGGAGAACAACUUCCCAGGCGCCAUCACCUCGUCCUCGUCUUCUGACCAGAUGUUCACCUCCUCUCUGAACUCAUCUCUCGGGUCAUGUCUCGGGUCACCGUUCUCGUCUGUCCCCUUCUCCAGCCAGAGACCAGCAGAUGAGAUGUCAUCCUGUGAUGAUGCUGAUGAUCCUGCCCUGAUGACUCAGAACUGCCCCAGAACUCCAGAGACCUUCACUGCCACUGGACUGUCCAGAAGUUACAAGGCGUCUGAAGCUUUGAUCAGGAGCUACAACCAAUCAUGCAUGAGUCCGGUCCAAACCCAGAAAGCAAACCAUUCAGCUGCAUACUGGACUCUCCCGCCAGAGGCCGGGACACCGUCUUCAGGUCUGAUCAUGAACACACCCUGGACGGGUGCCGGUUCGUCUGCAGGUCCUCCCGAGCCUCGCGGACAGAAAGAUUUGGCCUUCAGGAUGUCUCUGACCCAGUCCAGCUGUGUGAAGACCCACAGCUUCCCCCAGGGACAGGCCUUCGUCAGGAGAGACGGCGGGGGCCGCUGGAACUUCACCUGGGUUCCCAGACAAGAACCGUGAGCCCCCUGAGAGUUUCCCACCGGUUUGGAGGAUGAACACGAGGAGCACGCUUCCUGAUUCUGAAGGUCUGAGGAGGUCCAUGCUGAUGCCGUCUCUGCUUCUUCAGACUUUUAUUGUCACCAAGUGGCAAAAGAACAGAUUCACUCACGCUUUGGGUCACAGGACAGAACUCGCCACAGUGGGUCCAUUUUCAGGUCCUGGGUCUGACCUGGGAUCCCCUCUAACUGGAGGAACAUGUCCAGAGGGUUUGGGUCGGAACCACUUCAGCUGACUCCUUUCCAUUAAACAGCUACACAACAUGACUUCCAUGGAUCCUGGUUUUAGACCAAAUUGGAACAUUUAAAAUUGUUUCAGGUCUGAAUUCCACCUGGAAACCUGGUAGAACCACUUCCUGGUUUGUGAUUCCCUCCUGAAGAGGACGUCGGCUCCUUGCACUAAAACAUUUGAUUCUAUUAAAUUUAGAUGUGUCAUUUUUUAA
This is a messenger RNA of Nothobranchius furzeri (turquoise killifish), 1992 nucleotides long. RefSeq names its product geminin coiled-coil domain containing (gene gmnc). Gene Ontology annotation, cellular component: nucleus. Lineage: Eukaryota; Metazoa; Chordata; Actinopteri; Cyprinodontiformes; Nothobranchiidae. The record is from RefSeq and is a predicted model, not a curated record. Gene Ontology annotation, biological process: negative regulation of cell cycle; negative regulation of DNA replication.